Molecule: messenger RNA, 1157 nt
Organism: Liolophura sinensis
Lineage: Eukaryota; Metazoa; Mollusca; Polyplacophora; Chitonida; Chitonidae
Product: ribosome biogenesis protein NSA2 homolog
Exons: 10
Coding region: 110-892 (260 amino acids)
Source: RefSeq, a predicted model, not a curated record
CUUUUCACUUUCCCACCACGCGACUUGGUGAUGUGGUUUCACGUCAGGUUGAAAUUAUAGAUCAACAUCUCGAUUUCUCCUUCAAAAGGGAGACAGAAACAACACCAAAAUGCCUCAGAACGAACAUAUAGAGCUUCACCGUAAGCGACAUGGCUACCGCCUUGACUACCAUGAGAGAAAGAGGAAAAAGGAGGGCCGAAUGCCCCAUCUCAUGGCAGAAAAGGCAAAGAAACUACGUGGUUUGAGAGCAAAAUUACACAACAAGAAACGUCAUGCAGAGAAGGUCCAGAUGAAGAAAACGCUGAAGAUGCACGAGGAGAAGAAGACACGUCAGAAGAAUGACGAGGCUGUGCCGGAGGGGGCAGUGCCGGCCUACCUGCUGGACAGGGAGGGACAGUCCAGAGCUAAAGUACUGUCAAAUAUGAUCAAACAGAAGAGGAAAGAAAAGGCUGGUAAAUGGGAAGUUCCCCUCCCUAAGGUGAGAGGUGUCAGUGAAGCAGAAGUGUUCAGAGUAGUCCGCACAGGAAAGACGAAAAGAAAAGCUUGGAAGAGGAUGGUAACAAAAGCCUGCUAUGUCGGGGAAGGCUUUACGAGAAAACCUCCCAAAUUUGAAAGAUUCAUUCGACCAAUGGCAUUGCGUUUUAAGAAAGCUCACGUCACUCACCCAGAACUGAAAGCCACGUUCUGUCUGCCUAUCAUCGGGGUGAAGAAAAACCCCAGCUCUCCCAUGUAUACAUCAUUAGGGGUCAUCACCAAGGGAACUGUCAUAGAGGUGAACAUCAGUGAAUUAGGUCUGGUAACGCAAGGAGGAAAAGUUAUAUGGGGAAAGUAUGCCCAAGUGACUAAUAACCCAGAAAAUGAUGGAUGUAUAAAUGCGGUGUUGCUGGUGUGAUCAGAUCUCCCACUUGUAAGAACGAACUAUUCUUCAGAGGUUGAAAGAAUUCUUAAAUACCUCAUCAAAACGAGUCCAUUCAAUUUGUGGUCUUAAAUGAUCUUGGAUCUAACAGGACAAGGAGCAGAGAAAAAGAACCAAUUCCCAUGGAUGAAGUUACCAAACUUCUAUAUUUCUUCAUUGAUUGUGUUUUGCCAGAAAUUACAGUACAGUGACAACUUCUGUCAUGUAUGCUCGCCACAUCUGAGAAGUAAAAUUUUUGAAA